AUGUUCGUAGCAGUUGCUAUGGAUGGAAACAAAAACACUACGCCAAUAGCAUUUGGUAUUGGGGUGGCAAAUAAUGUUAACUCUUGCACUUGGUUCCUUAUGAAGCUGAAGGAUGCUAUCGGGGAGGGUAGGGAAGUUGCGUUCAUAACAGAUAUGGACGAUACCAUUUCUUCCUAUGUGGGUCAGGUAUUCCUUGAUGCCUAUCAUGGUUAUUCGUCUAAGAGUGUGUUGAUUUAUUGUCGCUUAAGAAUCGGUCAUAGCAAAAAUUUAGACUACUUGUUCUUCCGUCCAUGCAAAGCAUAUACUACGCAAGAUUUUCAACAAUCAUUUUCUAAGUUAAGUGAUGCUGCACGUGAGGUUCUUACCAACAUCGGAAAUAAGAAAUGGGCACGAGCCUAUUUCCCUAAUAUACGUUGGAAUGUACUAAACAUUAAUAUUCCAGAAUUCCUAUCGGUGUUAUCGGUUACGCAACGCAAUGUACCGAUAAUAUCGCUAAUUGAUACAAUUGUUCAGUACAUCCAACAGACGUUUGCAGAAAGCAGUGUCAUAGGAGGGUUGUUGAGCACCGUAUUCACCCCUUAUGCAGAGAUGGUCCUUCACAAGAGGAUGCAAAAGUCUCUAGGAUGGAAAGUGGCUAAAAUUCCACCUGAGUUCCCGUCUCCAUUCCCUUCUGAUAUUUUUCGGGUUUUUGAUCUAAAAAGAACAUGUGUUGUAGAUCUUAACCGACACACAUGUUCUUGUGGGAAAUGGUGCAGUCUGGGUAUAGCAUGUGGUCAUGCUAUUUCUGCAGCACGUUAUACAAACAACACGGAAUUAAUCGAUAUGGUUCAAAUAUAUUAUCGGGUUGAUGUGUUUCGAACUGCAUACCAGACUAGAAAUGUGAACGUUAUUCCACCUGCAGCUGAAUGGGAAAUACCAGAGCCAUUGAUGGUCAUUUUAAUCCCUAUGUAA
Lactuca sativa (garden lettuce) is the source of this 951-nucleotide messenger RNA. RefSeq lists its product as uncharacterized. Gene Ontology annotation, molecular function: zinc ion binding. The record is from RefSeq and is a predicted model, not a curated record. Lineage: Eukaryota; Viridiplantae; Streptophyta; Magnoliopsida; Asterales; Asteraceae.